AUGUCUCCAACACACGCCAUCCACUCCAUGGGUAGCAAAAAGCUCCCAGGUCAACGGAGCGCCAAUCAUCGAAGCGAAACCGCCCCAAGCAUCACCACCUACUCUGAUGCCAGCCGAGAGAAGCACCAGCACCAGCAUCCGCAAACCCAACCCAAGCCACUACAAGAGCAACAGCAACAGCUACAGGACUAUCUUGUUGGAAACAGGAGUUGCAAGCCGACAACGACCCCCAUCGAGUGUUGGCUGAAGGAAGAUAUCCGAGAGCAGCCUUGGACUGAUCUCCGUGUUCCAGGAAGAAAUUUACCACAGUCAGGGGCAUGGAUUGAGGAGUUAUCACUAGAGGUAGUAGAGCUGGAUGAUCUGACACUGAACCUAGAUCUGGAGGAGCAAUUACCGCUUUCAACUUUAACAGUGUCGAUAUUGGGAAGCGAGUCAACUCCCUGCGGCUGA
Molecule: messenger RNA, 450 nt
Organism: Neurospora tetrasperma FGSC 2508
Lineage: Eukaryota; Fungi; Ascomycota; Sordariomycetes; Sordariales; Sordariaceae
Exons: 1
Coding region: 1-450 (149 amino acids)
Source: RefSeq, a predicted model, not a curated record